This is a messenger RNA of Pseudo-nitzschia multistriata, 1010 nucleotides long. The record is from the annotation of a GenBank genome assembly. NCBI's taxonomy places the organism in Eukaryota, Bacillariophyta, Bacillariophyceae, Bacillariales, Bacillariaceae.
AGAUGAAUACUGUAUUCAACGGAAAAGAUGAGCUCAAAUAAAUAAUGAGAGCGGCGGUUCUCUUUUUUGUAGUAUUCAAAACCCUUCUAUUGCAAAUGUAAAGACCCCGUGUCUUUUGCGUACUUGGUAGGGUAAGUUCGACUACUUUAUUACUGAUCAUUUUUUUAUCAUCGAACUCCAUCGCUGCCUAACCGCUCUAUAAUUGUCUUUUCUAAGCAACAUGUCGACUGAUAUCGAAAACACCAAAGAGGAGGAAACUCCCGCCUGCACCACCGAUGACCGGAUAGUCCCUCCUGCGGAUGCAAUGUUCAGUACCGAUGGGUUUUGCGUGUCUGAAAAAGACUCUUGUUGGAUAUGGUUCAACUACAAGGUGAAGACAUGCAUCAACGGACUCUUUUCCGUGUAUGGCAUGAACUGCAUGUUUUCUGCGGGUAGUGUUAACGCGAUGUUUUGCAUCCUGGCAGUCAAUAGCUGCCUUUCCUUGUUGUCCUGCAACAGCGUCUUCAGCGUGCUUUCCUUGGUAAGUCGAUUGCGAGGCGUCACUGUUGCGAUUGGGCGGGAUGCGUCUACGCUUGCAAUCAAGAAGGAUCACUAGUGGUUGGUUUCUAUCGCUUUCCUUGCAGCAAUGGGUCUGAUUUUGAUUUUGCUCUGUAUUUUGCCCUUUCCAAACGAAAGAAUUCCGUCAUGUCAGUUCUGAGUAAAGACUCGAUGUUUUCCGUCGGAUGCCAGAGUGAGUCAUUCAAGAUCUGCUAUUAGUUGAUUCAUUGACAACCAGAAGGACGUUGUGUUGAAACUAAGCAAGCAGUUUAGUGAAAGGCAUUAAGGACUAAAUGGGUUGUUUGGAUAAAUCGGCUCGUUAUACAUAAAGAGGAGAUGUUCAAGUGAGAAAUAGGUGAUUUACCUUGUUGGUUUCUGUUGAAGAAGAAAGAACCCGGAGGUACGACAGGCGAACCGUUGCGAACCAGAAUCUCUAAGUACGAUAUAUGGAUAUUUGGUAAAUAGGAGAGAUA